UUGGAAAAAGGCUGGAGUGAUACACAAUCUAACUUGGUGAAAAUGGAAGCACGGGAUUACCCGUAUGAUGUAUAUAACCGUCGUGGGACGAUUUUCUAAUAGCACGGGCCUGCGGAGCACCGGCCGGAGCGGACGCGCCUUCCUCUUCUCCUUCUGCCGCCUGGGCCCGCUUUCUCCUUCGCUUGUCCUCACCAUGGCGCUCAGCGAUGCCGACGUCCAGAAGCAGAUCAAGCACAUGAUGGCUUUCAUUGAACAGGAAGCUAAUGAAAAGGCAGAAGAAAUAGAUGCUAAGGCCGAAGAAGAAUUCAACAUUGAGAAGGGUCGCCUUGUUCAGACGCAGAGACUGAAGAUCAUGGAAUACUAUGAAAAAAAAGAGAAACAGAUAGAACAACAGAAAAAAAUUCAGAUGUCCAAUCUGAUGAAUCAGGCAAGACUGAAAGUUCUCAAAGCAAGGGAUGAUAUGAUUACAGAUUUGCUCAAUGAAGCCAAGCAGAGACUGGCUAAAGUCGUGAAGGAUACUAGCAAAUACCAAACACUUUUAGAUGGUUUGGUCCUACAGGGAUUUUAUCAGUUACUUGAGCCUCAAAUGACAAUCCGUUGCCGGAAACAGGAUCUUCCCCUGGUUAAGGCUGCAGUCCAGAAGAGCAUCCCAAUCUACAAAACUGCCACCAAAAAUGAACCUGAAGUUCAUAUCGACCAGGAAACAUUUCUCCCAGAGGACAUAGCUGGAGGUGUUGAAAUUUAUAACAGCAACAAUAAAAUUAAGGUUUCCAAUACUCUGGAAAGCCGUUUGGAUCUGAUCGCUCAGCAGAUGAUGCCAGAUAUCCGAACGGCACUUUUUGGUGCCAACACCAAUAGGAAGUUCAUGGACUAACCUGCUUGAAGUAAUGGUAGAAUCUGUCCCACUGCUAUAGUGAAGGGAGACGCGGGAGCAUCUCUAAUAAAACAGCACCCCCCUCUUUCAAAACUGCUCAGCGAUAUAUCGUGUUGUCCUGUGUAUGUUCCUCAGGUGCAUUUUUUCCUAGCAUACCUGCUACACUUAAUCUGGCUGGGAGAGAGGCAGAAAGACCUCUUUGUCCAGAGAGCACAGGUAUGCACUACAAAAAUGGAAGCAUUCCUGGAGAUAGAUCAAGGAGAUGAGUUCUUUAUAGAUCACUGGUCCAUCUCUGCUUUGAUCGCUACCUUCGAUGCAUGUUGCCAAUCUGUGCUGCUUAUCUCCUGUUUCCCAUCUAUAGAAAAGCUCCUGUAUAAAGUAUACUUUUGUUUUGAGGGUCAGUGUAACUCAACUUGGUCAGCUUCAGGUUUUUGUUCUGUAUAUGUGGUUAAAUUAUACACACACACACACUUGAGUGCAUACUCCCUCAUCCUGUAUUGGUUUAUUAAAAUAAAAGUGUGUGAAACAGUGUUUA
Varanus komodoensis (Komodo dragon) is the source of this 1409-nucleotide messenger RNA. RefSeq names its product ATPase H+ transporting V1 subunit E1 (gene ATP6V1E1). Gene Ontology annotation, molecular function: proton-transporting ATPase activity, rotational mechanism. The record is from RefSeq and is a predicted model, not a curated record. Lineage: Eukaryota; Metazoa; Chordata; Lepidosauria; Squamata; Varanidae. The transcript is spliced from 10 exons. Gene Ontology annotation, biological process: proton transmembrane transport. The coding region runs from base 65 to 874 and encodes 269 amino acids. Gene Ontology annotation, cellular component: proton-transporting two-sector ATPase complex, catalytic domain.